This is a messenger RNA of Dracunculus medinensis (Guinea worm), 2187 nucleotides long. Lineage: Eukaryota; Metazoa; Nematoda; Chromadorea; Rhabditida; Dracunculidae. The record is from the annotation of a GenBank genome assembly.
AAUAUUGGCGUACGCAUUUCAAUUGGAUUCAAUAUGCAUUUACAAUAUUUAAAGUUAUAUGAAACAAGUACUCGUUUCUAUGUAAUCGCAUCAGAUGCCUCUCGGUCUAAGUUUUAUUUAUUGAAAAUUGAUCGCAUUAAUCCGUAUAUUUUUACUGUCGGCGAAACUGAGCAUGAAUAUUCGGAAGCAGACAUCAUAGAAUUACUUGCAACUGUGUCAGAAGGAAGUUCGAUCGUUUAUAAGCCACAAGCUGAGCGACCAUUGGCAGCAAUUGCAAAACGAAAGGCACUUGUGGAACGAUUAAGUAAUGCAUUUGGUUUGCUAGGAGCUGUUCGUUUUCUUGAGGGUUAUUACAUUUUACUUGUUACGAAGGCAAGAGUUGUUUCAACAAUUGGCUAUCAUUCUAUCUAUAAAAUCGAAGAAGUGACUAUGAUAUAUACUGGAAUAGAUGGUGCACCAAUAAAUCAAACUGAACAGCGAUAUGUCAAACUGUUCCAGUCUGUGGAUCUGUCGACUGAUUUUUAUUUCUCUUAUUCGUAUGACAUAAGUCGGACUUUGCAAGAAAACGCAUUAGGUUGUCAAGGUUGGUCAGACUUCAGUGGAAUGAGUAAAAUUUCAUCGACAAAUGCUGAUCAAAGAUUUAUUUGGAAUGCUUUCUUAUUGGAACCAUUCAGGAAAAAUAGAAUAAGUGAGAGAUGGCUUAUUGAAAUCGUUCACGGAUAUAUUAGUCAACAAAUCGUCGAAUUGCCUUGCUCACGAUUAUCUAUAAUUUUAAUUGGUAGGCGAUCAUCACAGUAUGCAGGCACUCGUUAUCUUAAGCGUGGCGCUAAUUUUAAAGGUUUUGAAGAAAACGCGUAUGUGCAACGUCGUGGGUCAGUUCCGCUAAUUUGGAGUCAAGACCCAGCUACAAGAGGCGUAGUAGGAAGACCCCUUAUUUUCAUCGAUAUUAAUGAACCACAUUCACAAACUACAGCUGCGCACUUUCGUGAUCUGAGGAAAAAGUAUGGAAAUCCUAUAAUUGUCAUGAAUUUGGUAAAACGACGUGAAAAACGAAAACAUGAAACUUUAUUGCAUGACCAGUUCCUUAAGGCUAUAAAUUACUUAAAUUUAUUUCUUCCUCGAGAUGAAAAUAUUGCUUAUCUAAGUUUCGAUGUUGCUCGCUGCAAUAAGACUGGCAUUGUUUUAGCGAAAUUAGAUGAAAUUGGUCUUCGCGUGGUGCUUAAACAAGGCUGGUUCCAGAGUUUUCCACCUUUGUAUUGCCACUCGAUUCGGAAAAAUGCGAUAUUCGCUGAUUUCAAGCCAAAUUUUCAUUCAAACGGUCGCUUCUUACUUCAGAGUGGUAUUUCUAGAACAAACUGUGUAGAUUGUUUGGAUAGAACAAACGUGGCUCAAUUUGGAAUAGGUCGUGUUGCCUUAGGCUUUCAACUAUAUUCUAUGGGAUAUACUAGUGAAGCAAUUAUUUCUCCCUCAAGCGAAGUGUGUAGGAUGUAUGAAGAUCUUUUUGAUGAACUUGGUGAUACUCUAGCAUUGCAGUAUGCGGGCUCACAAUUAGUUCAUUCGAUCAAACACUAUAAAAAGAUUUCAGCUUUCCAGGAAAGAAGUCGAGAUGUGAUACAAACCCUUUCACGUUAUUACAGCAAUACUUUCGGUGAUUAUGAUAAACAAAAUGCGAUAAACCUUUUCCUCGGCAUCUAUAGGCCAAAUCUAACCUCUACAACUCAUUUGUGGGAUCUCAGUACGGAUUACUACUUGCAUUUUCCAAUUGGUUUGAAAGUGCAUUCAGAUUAUUGUGCUUGGUUUUUGGAGCCGAAAAUCAUUGAAGAAAGUGAUUUGCCUGAGAGAGAUAUUACUAAAGAUCAUGAGAAAAAUGCGGUAAUAAAUCGCGAACAACAAUAUAAUGAGUAUUAUCGCGUCUGGGAAGUUUCGCAGUUGGAUUGUUUGAUUCGUGAGCAAAAAGAUUUACAAAAAUCAAUCUCUGUGGAGGGCGUAAAUCAGUAUGUUGCCCAAGGCUAUUCUUUUGCAAAACUAUGGAAGCUGGUAAUUCCAGAUUCGGGUGAUAGGAAAAUACAGAAAAUAAAUAAGCAAGAAAAAGUAAAUAUUGCGGAAGAUGAAGAUGAAGAAGAUGAGCCUGUUGUUAAAUCAGAUGCUGAAGUUCAUUAUAACUGUGGUUUCGAAGAAGUAUAUUGA